AUGGAGGGGCUGGAGCUCCCGAGGGGGCGCUCGCCCCGGGAGAGAGACCGCGCAGACCAGUCCCUGCGCUUCGCCCCCAGCCCUACUGGCGAUGUGGUUGAGGAGAGCCCUGGAGGGGUGCUUGCCGAGCUCCCGGACUUCCGGCGCCGGGCCUUCACCGAGGUCCACGCGCCCGGGCUGCGCCAGCGCGUGGCGGAGCGGAUCAGCAGCGAGCUGCCGCGGGAGCCGCGGGAAGGGCCGAGCGUCAUGAAGACCGUGACCUCUCAAAUUCGGGGCUUCUACCUGGUGAAGUUUGCGGUGUCUGUCACCGCCUGCUAUCUCACGAUUCAGCUUCUGGUGACCUUUGCAGAGGUGCUGCUUCCUUUCAUCUUUGCGGUGCUGGUGAUGAUUGUUCUGGAGCCGCUCAAGAAGUUCGUGAUGCGGGUUCUUUGCAGGCUUGCCGUGCGCCUUUUCCUCUUACUGCGGCUAGACUUUUGCGUGGACGGGCAGAAGAUGUCAGACAUGCGGCACCCCAGCGUGGACAUGAUGGAGGGCCAGCCAGAGUAUGGCAGCAUCCCAGAGGAUUCGCCAGCUGAGGAUGUGAGCACCUCCCGCGUGGUCAUGCCCAUCCCUGCGGUGAAAAGACUCUUGGUGGCGUUGUCCAUCUUCUACUGCCUGGCGCUGUCUGGCCGGGUGCUGUGGCUGACCGCCAGGGUCUUCUUCCGCGCCGCCGACGUGAUUGCGGCCGACAUGGCGUACUACAGACACGGCGCCGAGAGGCUGAAGAAGUGGGUGCAAACCUACAUCAGCGACCUUCACAUCGAGGCCAUCAACUACCAGGAGGUUCUGGACGAUCUGGUGGCCGAGGUGGAGCACAUUGGCACGGUGGUGACGCAGAGCGUGGUGUACAUCAUGAUCCAGGGAGUGGUCACCUUCAUCUUCCUGAUCUACAUGUUGUGGAGCCCCAUCAAGGUGGAUGGCAGCGCCAUGGCCACGGAGGUCUUCAACUCCACGAGCCGCUAUCUCAAGGUGAAGUGCGUGAUCUCGGCCUUUACGGGGCUCUCUAUAGGGCUGCUGCUCUAUGGCCUGGGCCUGGACCUGCCGGCGGCCUUUGGGCUCAUGUCCUUCCUGGCCAACUUCCUGCCAGGCAUCGGCUCUCCCGCCGCCUCUGUGCUGCCGUGCCUGCUGGCGAUCAUCGACGUGCGCAGGACGCCUACCCAGGUGGCGAUCGCAUUUUUCAUGCAGAUCAUUGUGCACUUCUUCAUCGACUUUGUGAUUGAGCCCGUGAUCUUUGGCAUCUCAGUGGAGAUCCAUUCGGUCAUAGUGAUCCUCGGCAUUUGGUUCUUCUAUGAGGUGUGGGGUGUCCCCGGCAUGCUCCUGUCCGUGCCCUUGCUGUCUGUGGUGAGGACUGGCAAGCUGCGCUGGCGCCGUCAGUUUGGCUGUUUCACCAUGCCCCUCAACGGCGAGCACUUGGAGGGGUCUGAUAGUCUGACGGGUAAGGUGGCGGCUCCAGGCGCCCGGAUCUGCGAAAAGCACAUGAACGUCAAUCUGGGGCCCCUCCGCGCGUUCCGCGUUGCCAUGGCCACCUGCGCAGCAGAGGGCUGCAGGGCCGCUGGGACGCAGAAGUGCGGGCGCUGUGGCAUGGGGUACUGCUCCACGGAUUGCCAGCGCCGGCACUGGCCCAUGCACAAGGCGACAUGCCAGCCCUGCCAAAGCUUCUGCUGCCCUCGUGCCAUCCAGGCGCUGGAGGAGGAGCGGCUGCGCGCCACUCAGCCGGAGCCGCCGGAGUUGCAGAGGGAGCUGCGAAGACUGGCGGAUCCCAGCGCGGACGUGGCGGACGUGUCGAUCAGCGGCCUCAGCCAGCAGGGCAGCUGCCAGCUGCUGGGGGCCUUGCGGGGGCAGCGGCUUCAGCUGUUGGUGCUGGAGGAUUGCCAUUUGGACGCCCAAGCUGCGCGACUCCUAGCUGAGCUGCCGAAGGACAGCCUCCAGGCGCUGAACCUGGCCCACAAUCAGCUGGAGGUGACCGGCUUGCAGCUGCUGUUUCCAGGCGACCUGCGAAGCCUGCGAGAGCUGAACCUCAGGGACAACCUCCUGGGCCCCAAGGCGGCAGAGAUUGUGGCGCAGCUGGUGCUGGCAGGCCCGGAGUUGAAAGUGGUGAACCUCGCAGAGAACUUCCUGCAGGAGGAGGGUGCUGCCCUGCUGGCCAAAGCGCUGCAGGACGCAGGCCCGCGGGCCUUGCAUCUGGACCUCCGGGGCAACGAGCUGCGGCUGAGCGGGGCCAAGAGCCUGGCCUCGGUGCUGGGGAGCUUCGAGGCUUUAGAGCUGGCGUCCAACCGGCUGGGCGACUUUGGCGCCAAGGCUUUGGCGCAGAAGUUGGCGGACAACUCCAGCCUCACCAGCAUUGGCCUGGCCGAAAACCGAAUUGGCGACGAGGGGGCCAAGGCGUUGGCGGAGUCUUUGGGAGCGAGCCGAGCGCUGAAGAGCUUGGAGCUGGAUUACAACUCCAUCACGGACGGCUCCUGCCUGGCGCAGUUGACUUGUGAGGUCACGCUGGCAGGCAACAACCUCCGGGCCUUUCCGGAAUGAUGGGACCUGGGCUGAAUAAAGCCAAGGUUGGUGAAUAGGUUCCUUGUAGGCGCCUUUCAGGAAAACCACUCCUCGAUAUUGUCCGGGUUGAUCAAUCCGGGGUCGACAUCAGGGGCCGAAUGGACCCUGGGCAUUUCUCGCGCGGUCUCGACUGGAAUUGUUGCAAUGCUGGCGAUGCCAGUGGCACGGAGGAGGCGCGUGACCCAGCGAAGACC
Messenger RNA from Effrenium voratum, 2780 nucleotides. The record is from the annotation of a GenBank genome assembly. NCBI's taxonomy places the organism in Eukaryota, Dinophyceae, Suessiales, Symbiodiniaceae.